AUGGCUCAGACGACCUUUGUGGGAUGCUGUGGUGGAAUUGUUUUCUUGGUCAUUCAUUCUCGUGUUAACAAACCAAUUCGUGCCGACAGCACUGUCAUGUUGGCAAUUUUGGAGCUACUCAACCUCUACUUGAUUACCAUGGCAAAGGUCUCAGACAUUCCGAUAUUUCUUCUAUCUCGAAUACAGAUCCAUUUUUUGAGUAUGGAGUGA
Messenger RNA from Penicillium antarcticum, 210 nucleotides. RefSeq lists its product as uncharacterized. The transcript has 2 exons. NCBI's taxonomy places the organism in Eukaryota, Fungi, Ascomycota, Eurotiomycetes, Eurotiales, Aspergillaceae. Bases 1 to 210 code for a protein of 69 amino acids. The record is from RefSeq and is a predicted model, not a curated record.